AUGCCGCAGAUGAGAGUGAGAUUUGGCUCCAGCCGCUUCUGGGUUUCAGGAAUACUGGACUCCACUCCUUCCAAGCCCACAAUGGCCGUGGACGUCGCGAUGCAGUUGUACCUGCGCUCGCCCUCUUUCCGAAGGGACAGUUUUGCUUACAAAACGGCUCCGAAGCCCAAGAAGCCUUUGCGGCCUUGCAUCCAUUUGAACAGCGCCGUGGAAUUAAAUGACCUGGAGGCCGAGGUGAAAAAUCUACCGAGCGCCAAAGCGAAAAAGCGGGUGACCUUUGCCGACAACAGGGGCUUGGCUCUGACGAUGGUGAAAGUCUUCUCCAAGUUCGACGACCCGUUGGAUAUUCCAUUUAACAUCACGGAACUCAUCGACAGCAUCGUGGGCCUGACGGCAGCGGACAAGGACGAUUUUGUCUUGGAUUUCCUACAGCCUUCUGCCGACUAUUUGGACUUCCGGAAUCGCCUCCAGGCGGACUACGUCUGCCUGGAGAACUGCAUGUUGAAAGAUAAAGCCAUCACCGGCACCGUGAAAGUCAGGAAUCUUGCGUUCGAGAAGGCCGUGAAGAUCCGGAUGACAUUCGAUACCUGGAAAACCUUCACGGACUAUCCGUGCCAAUAUGUCAAAGACACGUACGCCGGUUCAGAUAAGGAUACCUUCUCUUUUGAGAUCACCUUGCCAGAGAAAGUUCCACCCCACGAAAGGAUGGAGUUUGCUGUGUGUUACGAAAGCGACGGAAAGGUGUAUUGGGAUAGCAACAAAGGCCUGAAUUACAGGAUCGUAAGGUCCGAACUCAAAUCCGCUCGGGAGAUUUCCCCCACUGAGGGCGAAUCUGGUUUCGGGAUUGCCUUUGACCAGUUUGGAAGCCCGAGGUGUUCCUACGGCUUAUUUCCCGAAUGGCCGAGUUAUUCGGGGUACGAGAAACUUGGGCCUUAUUAUUGAACGA
Molecule: messenger RNA, 946 nt
Organism: Euleptes europaea (tarantolino)
Lineage: Eukaryota; Metazoa; Chordata; Lepidosauria; Squamata; Sphaerodactylidae
Gene: PPP1R3B
Product: protein phosphatase 1 regulatory subunit 3B
Exons: 2
Coding region: 1-942 (313 amino acids)
Biological process (GO): regulation of glycogen biosynthetic process
Cellular component (GO): protein phosphatase type 1 complex
Molecular function (GO): glycogen binding; protein phosphatase 1 binding
Source: RefSeq, a predicted model, not a curated record